CCCAUGUCGAGAGACGUGCGGUGCGGAGUGUGUAAUCCAACCCUAUCCAAGCACCCGCUGGGGGAGGAGAGUCUAGAUUGACAUAUCGAUAAGCCAAAAAUAAAUAAAUAAAUAAACAAGCGACAAGGGGAAGGAGAAAAGAAAAUUCCCUCUGCCUUUUCCUCUUCCACAGCAUCUUGCGCUGCGCAGUGUUGGCGACACCACCGGGGAGCGGUGCGCAUUUUCUGUCGAUCAGAGGGGAGGACCAGAGCGUCUGAAGCGGCACUUCUGAGCCGAAACGGACACAUCAGAGAGGAAAGAAACACUGCAAUCUGACAACCCAGUGGGACAUUGCGGGUUCUUCACUUAUUUUGAGAGGUGUUUUUUUUUUAAUGCACUGACGCGGGAGGAAAGGCAGCCAAACCUGAUGCCCCCUCCAAACGGGAUAUUUGACCGACCUAUGGAGUGUUGAUUUACGUUCCGUCAUUUUCCAAGAAUACUUUUUGGACAAUCAGAGCUUGCACCGCAUUUUUCAUCGGCCUGUUUUUUAAGUAAAUUGCUGCGGGCUGAGCAAAUAGCUUUCAUUGCCGGUUGCGUGUUACAUAACCGAGUGGCAUUAGCUGUCCAAGGUGCUGAACUGAACGGUCGGAACCUAUAACGGGACGAGCCGAGGGGAAUUCACAACCUUGCAAGGUCACAGGCCUAUCAACCGGGGAAGAGGAAAGCACGGGAUCCUCUCACUGAACCACCGGGAAGCCGCCGGGUUAUAUUCAUAUAUUUUUUUUCAUCGUCCCGUGGUGAAAUACAUUCCUGAGGUGGUCGAUUCAACGGAGAGAAAAUGUCGGGGCAAACGCUCACGGAUCGCAUUGCCGCUGCGCAAUACCAGCUAACGGGAUCAGAUAUGGCCCGGGCUGUCUGCAAAGCCACCACUCAUGAAGUGAUGGCGCCCAAGAAAAAGCACCUGGAGUACCUGGUGUCAGCCACCAAUACCACCAACGUGAACAUCCCUCAGAUGGCUGACACACUGUUUGAGCGAGCCACCAAUGCCAGCUGGGUGGUUGUCUUCAAGGCCCUCGUCACCAGUCAUCACAUGUGUGUCCACGGCAACGAGAGGUUCAUUCAGUACUUGGCUUCCAGGACCUCCUUGUUUAACCUCAGCAAUUUUAUCGACAAAACCGGCUCUCACGGCUAUGACAUGUCUACAUUCAUCAGACGGUAUGGACGAUACCUGAACGAGAAAGCCUUCGCCUACCGCCAGAUGGCUUUUGAUUUCACCAGAGUCAAGAAGGGUGCUGAGGGCGUGAUGAGGACCAUGACCACUGAGAAGCUGUUGAAAGGCAUGCCAGUUCUGCAGACUCAAAUCGACACACUCCUGGAGUUUGAUGUUCAUCCCAAGGAGCUGAACAAUGGGAUCAUCAAUGCUGCAUUUCUGCUUCUCUUCAAGGACCUGGUCAAACUGUUUGCAUCCUACAAUGACGGAAUCAUCAACCUAUUAGAAAAAUACUUCAAGAUGAAGAAGAGUGACUGUAAGGAGGCCUUGGAGAUCUACAAGAGGUUCCUGACCAGGGUGACAAAGAUUGGGGAAUUCAUGAAGCUGGCUGAGACAGUUGGAGUUGACAAAAACGACAUUCCUGACAUCAACUAUGCUCCCAGCAGUAUCCUGGAGAGUCUGGAAACACAUAUGAACGGUCUGGAGGAUACAAAGGGUGGAAAGAAGGGUGAAGGGUCUCCAACAAAGGGGUCUCCGACAAACAAUGUGUCCCCAACGUCGACCCCAGCCAAAUCUUCAAAUGCUGUCCCCACACUGCAGCCUCCUCCUGGGGAGAGUGCUGCUGCUGCUGCUGCUCCUGAGCCAGCUGAAGAUUCCUUGUUGGACCUGGACCCACUGUCCUCCUCGGGUCCCUCAGGACCAUCAGCUGCCCCCACGUCUUGGGGAGAUCUUCUUGGAUCAGAAAUGGGCGAUUCCUUGCUAUCUGAACCCACCCUCACGGCAGAGCCCGCCCCCUCCUCUGCAGCAGCAACGCCCACUCCUGCAGCGGCAGAACCCGGAGUCUCUCUAGCUCCUCCCACUAGCUCAGCAGCCGCCACCUCCCCUGGCACCGCCAAUAUGGAUCUGUUGGGAGAUGCCUUUGCAACACCUGCUCCUGCCACUGAGGCCUCUGCAGCAGCAGCUGAAGGUGGAGCUGCCGCUACGUCCGCCCCAGCCGCCAACGCUGGAGCUGACCCCUUUGCUCCCUCGGAAGGUAGCACCAACGCAGCGUCUUCAGGUCUAGACCUUUUCGGCAUGAUGACAGUGGAUAAUAAUAACCUGGGUACUUCACUUGAUACCUGUUUUAGCUCCAUGGUGCCCCAGGCCUCCCCCUCCCCUUCCCCUUCACCGCUCUUCAUCUCCGCAUCCAGCACCAUCACCACCACUGCAACCAUUUCAGCUCCCAUUGCCCCCAGCGCUGCCAACCCUGCGACUGACCUUUUCAGUGAUUUCUUUGAUUCCAUGCCAGACACAAGCUUCACCAAAGCAGACUCCGCUCCCAGUGUUGACUUGUUUACAGCAGCAGAUGUGUUCAGCUCCCCUGCCCCCGUCCUCUCCUCCGCACCCCCACCCAAAAUUGACACAGGAGCCACAAUGACCCUGUUUGGUGAGUCCACAGGAGGAGAUACCACGGCUGCUGCUCCUGCUGCUCCCGGCGCUGAGCUCAUGUCAGUAUUUGAUGGACUAGGGGAUGUAAUGAAGCCCACUGUCACCCCUCAGGCGGGUGAUGUUGACACCUCCAUGGCUAACAUGGCAAGUAAUCUCACGAUGGGGACUGCAGCGGCCCCUCAGGUAGCUCCCCCGUGUUGGGGUGCUCCCAUGACCGUACCCAUGGGUGUCCCUCCUUUUAUGGGGACUCACCCCAGCUUCAGCAUGCCUGGGGCACCAGGAGCUCCCAUGAUGCCCAUGGUCAGGCCAGGCUUCCCUACCACCGGAGCAACUCCAGGAGCACCGAUGUCUCCCGGAGUGGCCCAGAGCCCGAGAAAGCCUCCACCACCAAGGAACGCCCUGGAUGACCUCAACAUUAAGGACUUCAUGUAGACUGACUGACCUGUAAACCCCCAAGGUUUGUCAUUGUGUCUGGAGCUCUGUGGAUGUCUGCACUUCCCCACUGCCUUCCCUUCAGUCAUGCCCCAGCCCCUUCAGCCAACCAGCCAUUACAUCUUCGACCUUUUCUCUCAUACCAGCUGCGACCCCUAAAAAAACCUGCCCUCCUUAUCUAAUGUUGUAGCACAACUGUGAAUGUGAACCCUAGAUACAGAAAAACAAAAUUCUGUUUAUGUGUGUGUGGGUGUGUGUGUAAUUCAGUGUUAACCUUUACUUAAUAUACUAUGGAAAAAUGAACAAAAAAAAUAAUAAAUGUGUAUUUAGAUUCAUUCUGGAUUUCCGCAUAUCAGCUGACUUGGAAUGGUGGAUAUUUGUUGGUUUCUUUGCGCAUCUCCCAGACGAGGACUGUGUUGUUAAAUGUGGACUGUAUUCGGUGUGUGUAACUUCACUGGCCAACCCCAACUCCCACUCCUCUACCCUGUUGUCCAAACUAAUACUGAGCUAUGUUUAUGUCAUUAAAAACUUGGUUGUACCUGUAUCUGCUUGGCCAUCCAUCCUCCCACCUGUCUACUUCAAGUUUUUGGAGAACAAUUCUUGAUCAAAAUGUACCUGAAAACAACUUGCACUGCAAAUCUGGAUUUAUCAUCGAACACAUCACGUUGUGUUCAGUUUCAUUUUUACUUUAUCUUUUUUUAGGGACUCUAUGAAACAUGCAAACAUUUGUGACUGUGUUCAAAUUGACAUAUGCAUUUCAGACUAUUUUAAAUGAUAGAUUAUACAUAUUUUCUUUGAUGUUUAUUUUGAGAGAAAAAAAUGUAUCAUAUAUUUUUAGUUAUGUCAAAUUAUAUGGUUGGAAAAAAAAGGCAAGUAGACUAAAAAUAUUUCCACCUUCUUUGUACAUACCUCUCAAUCUGUAAUCAAAGGCAGUAUUGAAUGGAAACUUUGCCCCAACUGUUUACUGUUGCGCCCUCUGCUGGUGUGGAGUGAUACUGCAUCGUAGCAUGCAACACAGGCCGAUAUGGGAUGCAUUCUAAUGCUCUCAGAGAGCUCCUUUCCUAGCAUUUGUGUAUAUGAUUGGAAUGUGGCCUCAGUCCUCUUUGGGUCAUUUGUGACGUAGGAGCGGUCGGUACGUUUGAUCAUGUACUGUCACUGGAAGUCUUGAGGACUCUCACUGUAAAGCACUGAAGUAUACGCUGGAUGUUCUGUGUGUUGUUUAUUUCCAAAAGUGACUGUAUCUUAAUCCAUUGUGGCAAUGACAAAAGUGUUGAAAGAAAAAUAAAGUUGACUACGACACAUAAAAACUAAAA
Siniperca chuatsi (mandarin fish) is the source of this 4362-nucleotide messenger RNA. RefSeq names its product clathrin coat assembly protein AP180-like. Gene Ontology annotation, molecular function: SNARE binding; phosphatidylinositol-4,5-bisphosphate binding; 1-phosphatidylinositol binding. The record is from RefSeq and is a predicted model, not a curated record. The transcript is spliced from 27 exons. Bases 818 to 3049 code for a protein of 743 amino acids. Gene Ontology annotation, biological process: clathrin coat assembly; synaptic vesicle budding from presynaptic endocytic zone membrane; clathrin-dependent endocytosis. Gene Ontology annotation, cellular component: synaptic vesicle; clathrin-coated vesicle; extrinsic component of presynaptic endocytic zone membrane. NCBI's taxonomy places the organism in Eukaryota, Metazoa, Chordata, Actinopteri, Centrarchiformes, Sinipercidae.